GCUUUUUUGGCCUUUCGGGUAAGAUGAAGAUCGCUUUCAAUCGUUAACUGAGCUGAGUAAAACUAACCUGCCCGGAUAGGGCCCCGCGCGCAAAGCAGCAAGCCAUCGAAUCCAUCGCCAGAGCUCCUCUCUCUGUGUAAACCUGACCAUGUUCCUCUCGCCCUCCAACUCCACCGCAACACUAACCCUCUGAAACACCCGCUCAGCCACAGUCCCAGCAAAAAUGUCACUCACACUCCAAAACCUCUUCACGAACUCAUCCUCUCGUUUCACCCUCUACUUCCCUCCCAAAACCUCUUAUCGCUCUCGCCGCCUCCCAACAACCCCCCUACAUUCCCACAACUCAACCCACAAACCCCAACGCCUUUACACUCUCACUUCCUCCAAGACCCACCACCGAACUCGUCUCCGAGCUUACGAAUCCGAUGCUACCUUACGCAACAGAAACGACAUCGUCGGGGUAGGUUUCGAUUUCGAUUCGUUUCUUUCGAUCGCCGAAUUGCUCUGUCUCGUUUCGUCGGCGGUGGCCGUUUCCGUCGGUGUCGCGGCGAGUCUGGGCUGGAAGAAGGCGGUUCUGGUGGAAAUGGGGAACAGGGUUUCGGUGUGGGGGGUCGUACUGUUGGCCGGUGGGGUUGCAAUCGGCGCGUGGAUUCGGAAGCGGCAGUGGAGGCGCGUGUGCCGGGAGACGGUGAAGGGUGGGGUGGAGGUGAACAUGCUGGAGAGGGUUGAAAAAUUGGAGGAGGACCUGCGGAGCUCCGCGACGAUCAUUCGGGUCUUGUCGAGGCAGCUUGAGAAGCUGGGGAUAAGGUUUCGGGUCACGCGCAAGACUCUCAAGGAUCCCAUUGCUGAGACUGCAGCUUUGGCUCGAAAGAAUUCGGAGGCCACUCGAGCAUUAGCAGUGCAAGAAGACAUUCUGGAAAAGGAACUCGGUGAAAUUCAAAAGAUGCUGCUGUUAAUGCAGGAGCAGCAGCAAAAGCAACUUGAGCUGAUUCUUGCCAUUAGCAAGGGGAAGUUAUGGGAAAGAAAACAGGAACAAAAUCGAGAACAAGAUACGACUGAAACACUCAAUUCAGCUGAAGAGGGGUUAAAACAGAAGCAAACCCACCAAAUUUAAGCUUUGGGCCUAUUCUCGUCUGAGGCAGUUGGACUUGCUGGUUUCCCUCAUAGCUAUCUCAUGGGGGGCAUUGCAUUUUCAGCCUGGGGAAUUUUCCUGGUCUUUUUUAAUCACCAUUUUGGAGCUUGAAGGAAAAACCACAGAGGAAGAAUAAAAUGGAGAUGUACUUACUUUUUGUUAACAUAUAUAGCAUUGUACCCAAUGAGAUCCAGGUCCUGCUCGCUCUUGAAUCUGUUAUUGCAGGUUGCAGGGUGAUAGAAUUCAUUUUCAUUUUGAUGUUGCGGGCAUUGUUUGAUUUCCUUGUAAUCAUAUUGUGAACGAACUCCAUUUCUUUUAAGCUGACUUUGCUAUGGAGUUCCUCCUAUUGUUAGCUAAUAUUUAUCAGUUAUUUAGUUGGUCGGAAUGCAAGAAAUUUUUUUCA
This is a messenger RNA of Alnus glutinosa, 1535 nucleotides long. RefSeq lists its product as uncharacterized. Gene Ontology annotation, cellular component: chloroplast envelope. The record is from RefSeq and is a predicted model, not a curated record. Bases 224 to 1114 code for a protein of 296 amino acids. NCBI's taxonomy places the organism in Eukaryota, Viridiplantae, Streptophyta, Magnoliopsida, Fagales, Betulaceae. The transcript has 4 exons.